Molecule: messenger RNA, 321 nt
Organism: Nematocida minor
Lineage: Eukaryota; Fungi; Microsporidia
Exons: 1
Coding region: 1-321 (106 amino acids)
Source: RefSeq, a predicted model, not a curated record
AUGGAAAAAAGAAAAAGAGCACACUGGACAACAAAAUAUCUUAAAAGAAUAAACUCUACAGAGGUUACGCUUAAAAGGGCAAAAUCAAACAGAUCAAAAACUCUUCCCUCUAGAGCCUCCUCCAUAGAAACAGUUCCCGUGUUCAAAAAAGAGGCAGAGACUGUUAGAGUAAGAACUCCCGACAGAGUUGUGCACACCCCAAAGCGCAAGAUAGUCUAUAUCUCCCCCAACAAAAACAUCACCAUUCCUCAGACCCCGCACGGCAGCAUUUCUGAAGAGUACAUUUCAGAGACGAGGUCCAGAAAAAGGCUCUUUUGGUAG